Molecule: messenger RNA, 1325 nt
Organism: Stylophora pistillata
Lineage: Eukaryota; Metazoa; Cnidaria; Anthozoa; Scleractinia; Pocilloporidae
Product: dnaJ homolog subfamily B member 12
Biological process (GO): cellular response to misfolded protein
Cellular component (GO): endoplasmic reticulum membrane
Molecular function (GO): Hsp70 protein binding
Source: RefSeq, a predicted model, not a curated record
CAAAAUGGACGGCAACAAAGAUGAGGCCCUGAAAUGCCAUAGACUUGCCGAGAAAUAUCUCAAAGAAGGGAACAAGGAGAGAGCUUUUAAAUUUCUCCAUAAGGCGCAGAAGCUUUAUCCAUCGAAAGAAGUCGAAGAUUUAAUUGAAAGGUUGUCAAAGAAUGGUAUGUCCUCCGGAACCAAACAUGAUACCAGGGAUGAAAAUUUACGUCACAGAGCUACAAAUGGCAGAACCAACCACAGUGCUCCAGAGGAGAAAAAUUAUACACCAGAACAGGUGGAGGCUGUCAAAAAGAUCAAAAAGUGUAAAGAUUACUAUGAGAUCUUGGGAGUUAAUAAAGAAGCCGCAGAACCUGAAAUGAAGAAAGCAUACAAGAAACUUGCGCUGCAAUUUCACCCAGACAAGAAUAGAGCACCAGGGGCAUCUGAGGCAUUCAAAGCUGAUAUUACUCCAGAAGAAUUAUUCAAUAUGUUCUUUGGUGGGUUCAGUGGAAUGUCUGGAGGUCGCGUGUAUAUGCAGAGAAGACAUAAUCAUGGUAGGCGCCACAGGCCUCAGCAGUUUCAUGAAGAGGAAGAAAAUGAGCCAGUAAGUCAAUGUAGAUGGACAAAGCAAAGUUCCUAUUAUAUUCAAAGAGAAACACCCAGACGCAGGAUUCCGUUUUAUGUUCAGGAAGGAUUCGAAGAUCAAUACCAAAAUAAAAUUCAUGCGAUAGAAAGAAGAGUAGAAGAGGACUACAUAGGCCGGCUCCAGUCUCAGUGCUUUAGAGAAAGACAAUAUAGAGAAGAAGUGCGAGCUCGUGCCCGGUUUUGGCGAGAUCAGGCUCUACUGGAUCGAGCAAAUGGGAUGCAAAUGAAAUCUUGUGAUUCGCUGGAAAAAAUAGCAGCUGCAGGAUAAAGUAUUCGCUAAACUGUCAAAUCUGUUCAUUUGUAAUCAAUGAAACCUUGUGAUUCGCUGGAAAAAUAGCAGCUGCAGGAUAAAGCAGUCGCUUAACGGUCAGAUCUGUUCAUUUAUAAUCAAGGCUUAAAUUACUUUUUCCUUUUUGCCGGUGUGGUCGGUUUUUACUAAACAGCAACCAACUUCAAUAAAGUUAAGUUGGUGUCCCUGGAGAUAGUUUUGGGAAACUGCUAUUCCCAAAAUGUUGAUAUCUGAAACCCUCAGAGCCAUAAAUGAACUGCAAAUUAAGGAAACGGUACUUUUUAAAUAUUGUAACAUAACGAAAUUAGUUUUAGGUCAAGUCUGCGUUCACAGCAUCCUCGGAGACCCAGGGGCUGUGGGUCGAUUUCAAGUUAGGGCAUGAAGAGCCCCUGGGGACAUUGUGUGACAA